Molecule: messenger RNA, 1855 nt
Organism: Osmerus eperlanus (European smelt)
Lineage: Eukaryota; Metazoa; Chordata; Actinopteri; Osmeriformes; Osmeridae
Product: CD9 antigen-like
Exons: 9
Coding region: 230-922 (230 amino acids)
Cellular component (GO): plasma membrane
Source: RefSeq, a predicted model, not a curated record
AUACCAUGAACCAAUGAACUGCUCCGGUCGAUCUAAAGGGUCGGUCUUUUCAUACAAAAUAAUUGUCCUGUAAGAGAGUGAAAUUCUAUUGUUGGAAACUGUUAUACCAGUCGUAGUUUGGAGUUCAACGUGUUGCAUUUCAACGCGGAGCAUAGACGGCUGUAACCUUGUGCGAAGAGUCCGUCUACCCGUCUGUUUUUCUGAGUAAAUCUAGGGUUAAAUUGACAUCAUGGCUCUGGAUCUGUGCGGACAGCUGUGCAAGGUUAUUCUCAUCAUCUUCAACAUCGUGUUCGCCCUGAUUGGCGCUGCCAUGCUGGGCCUGGGUCUGUGGCUGCGGUUUGGCGCCGACACGCAAGGCCUCUUCGACGACAACUUCAACACACAGCAGUUUGUCAUUGGUGUGAUUGUGCUGAUCGUCCUGGGUGCAGUGAUACUGGUGGUGGCCUUGUUUGGAGACUGCGGCGCCUGCAGCGAGAACAGCGGCGCCCUGACAGUGUUUGCCAUCUUUCUGUCCAUCGUAUGUGGGUUAGUGAUCGGAGCAGGAGUGAUUGCCUUCAUAAGGAGUGAUGAGGUGGGGGAGCAGAUGGCCAUGUUCUACGCGACGGUGUAUGCAAAGUAUUUGAAUACGGGGGGUGACCCUAGCAUGACGGUCACUCUGACCCUGAUGCAGAACUGGUUCCAGUGCUGUGGAUUGGUGGGAGCCCUGGACAUUCUGGUCAAAAAGACGUGCCCCGAACACAGCUUCACCGGAUUCUUCACUAUGCCUGCCUGUCCCCCAGCCAUCGUAUACCUGUUUAAGGACAAGGCUCCGUUGGUUUUGGGCCUGUUCCUGGGUACAGCUGCUCUGCUGGCCAUAGUGCUGGUAUGCAGUUCUAUCCUUGUGAAGGAGAUUAAAAGGACAAAGCAGUUCUCCAGUUACUAAUGUAAUGCAGAUUGUGAUGCUGCUAUACAGGAAGCAUGCAUAUAUAAAUGGAUCCAAACAGGUACUGCAGUGUAUAAUAUAUUUUGGUAUAUUUGUUUGUUACAAGUGAACUGUUAUAGAUGGCUAGGAGUCUGCUUUUAUAUUGUUUUGGAUGUUCAACAAAAGCACCUGUGUACCCUCCACUUGAAUAGCAGUCAAUUCAAGUCUAAUAAUAUAAGUAAGCUAAUAUUAGCUUACUUAUAUUUACAUUUAGUCAUUUAGCAGACGCUCUUAUCCAGAGCGACUUGCAGUAAGUACAGAAACAAUUCCCUGAGGCAAGUAGGAUGAAGUGCCUUGGCCAAGGACACAACGUCAUUUGGCACGGCCCGAAUCGAACCGGCAACCUUCUGACUAAUAGCCAGGUUCCCUAACCGCUCAGCCAUCUGACGCUACUUACAUUUUAAACAUCAUAACUCCUCAAUAUUCAUAUGUAUGCUCUUCCAUACGCACGCCUAGUCUCACAUUACAGAACCCAAACCAAACCCAAGGGCUUCUGUUCCAGAGAAUCUCUUUCCCUCAUUCCCAUAAUGACCACGGCCAAGCGCUGGGCCAGCGGCCUCGUAACUGAGAGUUUGACUAAAUAAACACUUCAUGUUAAGGGCCUCUGGAGCCCCAAGUGUGGCCCUCAGAACAGAAGCAGUGUCACACCAGGUAGGGGGCUUUAGUUGUUGACCUCCAUUAUCAUUUCCCCUCUGGCCGUGUUUGUUGGCCUGAGACUGUUCACUGCUGAUGAGACAGAGGUUCUACUCUGAAACGACCAAAGGAAGUUCAAGUGUCGAGUAGAAUAUCGUGUUCUAAAGCUUGUUUUUGCACUGUUGUAGGUAUUUCUACUGUAUGCAUUGUACUACUGAGUCUGAUGCAUAGUCUGUUCAAAAUAAAAAUACAAUUCUCUUA